UCUUCGUCUUCUUCUACCUGCAAAACCUUGCGACAUUUCAGCUGCCUGAAAACAACUCCUUUUUUGCAGUAUUAAACGCUACCCCAUUAAAUCCUACUACUUUGCACUUCCAUAUUUUCAUUGUCCUCUCUCUUUCUCACUAUUUUUCUCUCUCUCACACACUUAUUCCUUUCCUUCCCUAUUCUCUCUCUAGUCUCUUCCUUUCCUCGUUGUUUCUGAGCUUUACUGUGUCGAGAUCUACUGGACUGGUUAUCUUUAAAAAACUGGUCUUUGUCUUCCUUUUAUGUGAGAGAUUUCAUGGCUUGAAAAGUGGGUUUCGUGUCCAUUAACUCAUACCCAUAGUUCCUUAUCCUCUCUCUCUCUUUCUCUUUCUCUCUCUCUUCUUCUCCUGUGAGUUCUGUUUAUCGAUCUACUAGUACAAGUAGUCUUCCUGAAAAAGCGGUUGUUACAUUGCAUCGGUUGAUGAGAUUGAACUCGUGAUGGGCUUGGAUGAUGAGUCAGGAAGCUCGCUGCCUUCUGGUACGGAUGCGAAAAAGAGGAAGGUUUCUUAUUUUUAUGACUCAGAAAUUGGUAAUUACUAUUACAGUCAAGGUCACCCCAUGAAGCCCCACAGGAUAAGAAUGGCUCAUAAUCUUGUGCUUAAUUAUGGCUUGCUUGAAUGCAUGGAGGUUUGCAAACCCAACUUGCUAGAGAGCAAUGAAUUUAGGGUUUUUCAUGCCGACGACUAUAUCUCGUUCUUGCAAUCUGUUACACCAGAGACUCAGCAUGAGCAGCUAAGGCAGUUAAAGAGGUUUAAUGUUGGGGAGGAUUGCCCUGUUUUCGAUGGUCUGUACAGUUUUUGCCAGACCUAUGCGGGGGGCUCUGUAGGGGCAGCUGUUAAACUCAACAAUAAGGAAUCUGAUAUUUCUAUUAAUUGGUCUGGUGGCUUGCACCAUGCCAAAAAGUGUGAAGCUUCUGGUUUCUGCUAUGUCAAUGAUAUUGUACUUGCCAUACUUGAACUCCUCAAAUGGCAUCAGCGUGUACUCUACAUCGAUAUUGAUAUUCAUCAUGGUGAUGGGGUGGAAGAGGCCUUUUACACCACAGACCGUGUUAUGACUGUAUCUUUUCAUAAAUUUGGUGACUAUUUUCCUGGCACGGGUCACCUUAAAGAUGUAGGAUAUGGGAAAGGGAAGUGCUACUCACUCAAUGUGCCACUCAAUGAUGGGAUUGACGAUGAGAGUUAUAAAAACUUAUUUAGACCUAUCAUUCAGAAGGUUAUGGAAGUAUACCAGCCUGAAGCAGUUGUCUUGCAGUGUGGGGCAGACUCUCUUUCUGGUGACAGGCUAGGGUGUUUUAAUCUCUCGGUCAAAGGGCAUGCUGAUUGUGUGAGGUUUCUUAGAUCCUUUAAUGUACCACUGAUGCUUCUUGGAGGUGGAGGCUACACCAUUCGCAAUGUUGCUCGCUGCUGGUGCUAUGAGACUGCAGUUGCUGUUGGUGUUGAGCUCCAAGACAAGUUGCCAAUCAAUGAAUACUAUGAGUACUUUGGCCCUGAUUAUACACUUCAUGUUGGCCCCAGUAACAUGGAAAAUCAGAACUCUGCAAAGGAGCUAGCAAAGAUAAGAAAUACCUUGCUGGAGCAAUUAAAAAGAAUACAGCAUGUACCAAGUGUGCCAUUUCAGGAAAGACCUCCUGAUACUAAAUUUGCUGAAGAGGAGGAGGAAGAUUUGGAAAAGAGAACAAAAUCAAACAAGUGGGAUGCAGAAAGUCACAGUUCUGAAUCUGAAGACCAGAAACCUCAGAUUCAUUAUACAGAUGCAUCAGAGAAAGGUGUAGUUAGGAGACUGGUUUGCUCCCCAACCAAACAAAUUAAGUCAGGGGAAGAAAAUGGAAUUGGAGUAAUGAAUGGGUUCGACACUACAAAGUGGCCCCAAAUGGAUGGUACUUGAGGAAAAACCAGCUUGAAAGUUGGAACGAAACUGAUGAACUACUAUUUGUUUUCUGCAACUACAGGGAUCAAAAAGAUUUGAGAUUGGAAGAGUACAGGCAAAAUACGCUUUUUACGGAGAGUAGGCAUUCUGCAAGGUACUGUGGGUGCAGGAGCGUAUUGUCACAAAUUCUCCCCUCCUUGGAAGGUGUAACUUCGUGUUGCGAAGCGUUGGACAUAUCACUAUAUUAUAUUAGGAAAAGUUUACAAUAAGACCGUUUAUCUUUGGUACAAAUUGGUCACAAUUAAUCUUGACCAUUGGAUGUGAAAUCAGAUGGUUACAUUUAUUCUAUUGACCAAGUUUAAAUUUGAAAAUAAAUUUUUUCGAACUUUGUGUCACCCAAGCUAUACGAUUUUACAUCGGAUAGUUUGAACAUGCAAUGAUUUAAGAAGUAUAUAAUGUAAAUAUUUACUUUUGA
Molecule: messenger RNA, 2382 nt
Organism: Amborella trichopoda
Lineage: Eukaryota; Viridiplantae; Streptophyta; Magnoliopsida; Amborellales; Amborellaceae
Source: RefSeq, a predicted model, not a curated record